Molecule: messenger RNA, 672 nt
Organism: Penicillium argentinense
Lineage: Eukaryota; Fungi; Ascomycota; Eurotiomycetes; Eurotiales; Aspergillaceae
Exons: 2
Coding region: 1-672 (223 amino acids)
Source: RefSeq, a predicted model, not a curated record
AUGUCGAGUGCAGGUGUGGGUGGUGGUGGAAGGGAACCCCCCAAGAAGCCCAGCGAUCUUCCCGAAGAUCGCGAAAAGAUAAAAGAGCGACGGAAGAUCGCCAAGGAACGCCGCCGCGCCCGUCGGCAAGAAGUCACCGAGAACCGCCGUCAGAGUCAGCGUCUCCAGGACCAGCGCCGCCGAGAGGAAGCUUUGACGGCGGGGGGCGUGUUUUCUCAGCGUAUGGCGACUGCGAUUCAGACUGCGAUACACUCUGCGAUGAUUGAAUUUACUAGCCAAUAUAUGCAGGACUCAGGCCUAGCGGGCAACUGGCGCGAGAACCAGGCUCGUGGUGGUGGUAGUGGUCUCGGUGCUCGUGGAGGUCGUGCUCGUGGCCGCCGUGAUGGCUGGCGUGGACGCAUGAAUCAAGAUCGUGGACAAGCGGCUUGGCAGGGCCACGGCCGAGGAGCCGCCAACGCUGGUUCCGUUGUCGCUGCUCAGCAGCCUGCCAGUGAGCUUCAGGCCCUGGCCGUGACUCAAGUUGAAUACAACAACCUGCAAGUUGAGGAACCCCCUCCCACUGAUGGAGCGUUGAUUCUCCAAGAUGCUUUGGCAUCCGGUGCCGCUGGCCUGCCGGAUAACCCUGAUGAGGUGUCCAUCCAAGAGGUCGUGGAAGGGCAACAGCCCGUAUAA